GUAUUGUCACUCGUGAGGGACGUAAACGCGGGACGGGUAACUCUCGCACGAGUGCAGCACAAUCAAGGCUCCACAACCUGGAAGCGGACGUAGACAGUUUAUUACAAAUUCUAAUAGUGGGUGACUGUGUAGAUUGUCGCAAAACACGCCCAACGCGCGACGACCUGCCACUGCAAUUGCGUCAAUUCGCUCGCCACAAAUGAGGGCUACCUGCAUUUGCUCUGGUUCUAGCACGAGUCUACACCGACCUAGCGUGCACGGCCUCGCCACGAAAGGGCUGCGUGGGCCCCCGCACGGUUCAACUCGAACCCUCUUGUGCGCAAGUGGUGCUGGGCCGGACGUCCCGUCCGACGCUACCGUUCCCGCUGAGCUGGCGGCUCUGGCGGUGUUGGGGUCCGCCGCGCUGCCGUACAUGGUGGAGGGCCUGACAGACUACAUGAAACCCCGCAAGUGCCAAUCGUGUUAUGGAGCCGGGUACACGCCCUGCCCCACCUGCCACGGCCGUGGGCGGCUAGGCGGCGUCUUCCAGGGGCAGCAGGCGCAGCCCUGCGACACGUGCGGGUCCCGGGGGCGGGUGCGCUGCCAGCCCUGUCAGCACACAGGCCUGGCUAACUACUGGCUGUGGCAGCCGUCAGAGAAUGGCGGGUGGGGUGCGCGCGGGCAGUGAACACACAGGAAAGGAACACGCAACAGGCCGUGUGCUCUGCAAGGUGUUGCGAUGCCCCGCACACGCGAGCGUUUGCGUUUUGGGGGGAGCGGAACACGCGUGGCACUGUGCAGACUGUUUAUAGUUUAGUGCAACGAUUGAACUGUGUGUCUGUGUGUGUUAUGGGGGAUGAGGACAUGACGUUGCUGAUGAUGCGGCGCUGCUGGACAACCGGAUGGGUGGACAGACGCACACACGCUUCCACCACGUCGGGCUGCUGCCUUGUCCAUCACGCAUUUGCAGCUCAUCAUUAACGCACCUGUGGCUACGGAUGGGAGGACAGGGGAGGACAUGGGAGGACAGACGUGCCCUGAGCAUGGUGAUGCCUGCCGUGGCUACUAGGUUGGCGUGUGAGACUGCAACUGAGCUCUGAGUCGGCAGUGCGUCAGCUGGGAGUAAUGACGGUGCGGUUUGCGACGUGUUUUGGCGGCAUGUACUGGGGAGGGCGGGGGACUGAGAACUGGUGGCACUGCAAAUUCGCAGGAUUGAGAACUGUGUGGCAAAUGGAACUGACACUGUAAUGCAUCACUGUC
Messenger RNA from Chlamydomonas reinhardtii, 1239 nucleotides. RefSeq lists its product as uncharacterized. Lineage: Eukaryota; Viridiplantae; Chlorophyta; Chlorophyceae; Chlamydomonadales; Chlamydomonadaceae. The record is from RefSeq and is a predicted model, not a curated record. The transcript has 3 exons. The coding region runs from base 413 to 667 and encodes 84 amino acids.